GUGCAUGAUGGACAGUGACGAUGAAGUUCGGGACAGAGCAACGUUCUACUUGAAUGUGCUGCAGCAGAGACAGAUAGCACUGAAUGCUGCCUAUAUCUUUAACGGGUUGACCGUCUCUGUUCCCGGGAUGGAGAAAGCCCUACACCAGUACACACUGGAACCUUCUGACAAACCUUUUGAUAUGAAAACCGUUCCACUGGCAACCGCACCCAUCUUUGAACAGAAAGCAGAGAUUGCCCUAGUGACCAGCAAGCCCGAGAAAGUCGCUCCUUCGCGUCAGGAUAUAUUUCAAGAUCAACUGGCAGCUGUUCCAGAGUUUAAGACCUUGGGUCCGUUAUUCAAAUCUUCGGAACCAGUGCAGCUCACAGAAGCAGAAACCGAGUAUUUUGUGCGCUGUAUUAAACACGUGUUCACAAACCACAUCGUUUUCCAGUUUGAUUGCACAAACACAUUAAAUGAUCAGCUGCUGGAGAGAGUCACCGUGCAGAUGGAGCCGUCGGACGCUUACGACGUGAUCUGUUGCAUCCCGGCACCCAGCCUGGCUUACAACCAGCCGGGCAUGUGUUACACUCUUGUCCAGGUUCCCCAGGAUGACCCCACGGCAGUUGCUUGUACUUUCAGUUGCACGAUGAAGUUCACUGUUCGAGACUGUGACCCCAACACAGGAGUGCCAGAAGAAGAUGGCUAUGACGAUGAGUAUGUGUUAGAAGAUUUGGAGGUGACCGUGUCCGAUCACAUCCAGAAGGUUUUAAAGCCUAACUUCGCAGCUGCAUGGGAAGAAGUGGGAGAGGACUUUGAGAAAGAAGAAACCUUUGCGCUUAGUUCCAUUAAAACCCUUGACGAAGCUGUCAAUAACAUCAUCAAGUUCUUGGGCAUGCAGCCCUGUGAGAGGUCAGAUAAAGUGCCAGAGAACAAAAAUUCUCACACGCUCUACUUAGCUGGCGUGUACAGAGGCGGCUGCGAUGUGCUGGUAAGGUCCAGGCUUGCGCUGGGAGAUGGCGUGACCAUGCAGGUGACAGUUAGGAGCAAGGAGGAGACACCCGUCGAUGUCAUCCUGGCUUCUGUAGGCUGAGUCUUGCUACACACCGACGGUGGUGGAAACCUCUGCCAGCACCGCUUGGGUAUUUACCGAAUGUCAAGCAGCCUGUCCGUCCUCCUGCAUGUAGUUUUUACUCCUCAAUUUGGUAAAUAUUUUGUAUGAUGUGGCAGUAGUGGCUGGCUGGUACUGAGCCUUUCCCGUGUCCCUUCCCUCGUUGUCACUUACGCAUUCCCUUCUAACUUAUUGCAUCUCUGGCCGCUCGCAGUAGGGCGGGGAAGAGAAAAGAUGCGGGUGGUAAGAAAACGGAAUCGGACUUUUGUCAAAGCUGCUUUUUAUUAACAGAAAAUAAACACUGGUCCAAGUGGUGGAAUUCAUACAAAUUACUGUUAAUAAAAUAGACAUUUCUUCUUCUAA
Eurypyga helias (sunbittern) is the source of this 1453-nucleotide messenger RNA. RefSeq names its product coatomer subunit gamma-2-like. The transcript has 9 exons. Lineage: Eukaryota; Metazoa; Chordata; Aves; Eurypygiformes; Eurypygidae. Gene Ontology annotation, biological process: endoplasmic reticulum to Golgi vesicle-mediated transport; organelle transport along microtubule; intracellular protein transport. The annotation marks the transcript as partial. Gene Ontology annotation, molecular function: structural molecule activity. The record is from RefSeq and is a predicted model, not a curated record. Gene Ontology annotation, cellular component: Golgi membrane; COPI vesicle coat; endoplasmic reticulum-Golgi intermediate compartment.